GGUUUACAAACAAAAUCGUUUUCCAAGACGUCUUCAAACGUGUUGUUGUUUUCACUUUUUCUUUUUUCUUUGGUAUUGUUUAGGAACUGUUUCGAGUGAUAAAGUUUAAUACUUUCGACAAAAUGUCAUUCAAUCGUACCGUCGAAGACAAGAUAACAAAAAUUAUGGGUUCAUAUCUACUGAAAGGAUAUACUCUUUUGGAUAAUCAUUGUCCCAAAUGUCAGACACCAUUGAUGAAAACAAAGACAUCGACCGAAUACUGUAUAUAUUGUAAUGAAAUCAAUGUUCAAUCAGUUGAUAAUCAAAUGCCAAACUCAUCAUCGAGUAAUGGAUCAAAUGUUAGUGCAAUGAUUAAAGACAAUUACAAAGAGGAGAUUGAAUCGAGGACUUCGGUUAAGAGGGCCGUCAGUCCAUCGGACAAGACUUUAGAUUCUGCUAAUAGUAAUAGUAGUAAUAAUAAUAAUGUGGAGACAGAGAGACAGUACGUGGAGAAGACGGUCCACCAAAAGAUGGUUUGGGCCGUCGAUCGGCUCAAGACGUGCGACCAAAUGAGUGAAUGCUUACAAAUACUUAAUUUUGUCAAAAUGAGCGCUGAUUUACUUUUGACACUAAAUAAGUUAAACCACACUUCAAACCAAUAA
This is a messenger RNA of Oppia nitens, 641 nucleotides long. Its product is annotated as protein ZNRD2-like. The record is from RefSeq and is a predicted model, not a curated record. The coding region runs from base 123 to 641 and encodes 172 amino acids. Lineage: Eukaryota; Metazoa; Arthropoda; Arachnida; Sarcoptiformes; Oppiidae. The transcript is spliced from 3 exons.